Drosophila hydei is the source of this 3975-nucleotide messenger RNA. It is a transcript of the gene bab2, whose product is annotated as protein bric-a-brac 2. Lineage: Eukaryota; Metazoa; Arthropoda; Insecta; Diptera; Drosophilidae. The record is from RefSeq and is a predicted model, not a curated record. The transcript is spliced from 5 exons. Gene Ontology annotation, molecular function: protein binding; DNA binding. Gene Ontology annotation, biological process: regulation of transcription by RNA polymerase II. The coding region runs from base 281 to 3628 and encodes 1115 amino acids. Gene Ontology annotation, cellular component: nucleus.
GAAACAAAAAACAAACAACAAAUAAGCAAUAAAUAAAUAAAUAAAUAACAAAAAGCAAUGUGUUGCACGCGCUGCACAAACUGAAACAACAAAAACAAAUGUGCGACAAGAAAACCUUGGAAAAGCUACGUGGAAAACUCAGUUAGUUUCGUCAAAUCUGAAAAACAAUUUCUCGACCGGAGAGAGAAAAAGCCGUAAAAUGUGCUAAAUAGAGAGUAAGCAGAGAAGCAAGCAAAACGCCACAACUCGGACCAAGUGAAGAGCCAACAGAGACAGAAACAUGGACAUGACCAAGGACAUUAUGGACUUCGAGCGGAAGUCGCUAGACAGCAGCAGCGUCGGCGGCGAGCAAUACGAGCCGAGCGACUACACAAUGGUAAAUUCAGAGCUGUCCAAGCAGGCGGAACACGAAAUGCCACUUGAGCUGGCCAAGCGAGAGGAGCCAGAGGCACAGCCAGAGCAGCUGCAGCACCAGCUGAAGGAGGAGACUCGGGCUGAGAAGCCAACUGUGCUCAAUGAACAGCCGCUGACCCCGCCGCCACGUCCGCUCACCUCCAGCGAGGUGGUGGGUCACAGUGAGCCCAGCGAUCCGGAGCUGCGCAUACAGCUGACGGCCAAGAAGAGCCGCUCCUUGCCCGUCUCUCCGCAGCCGCUGGUGGCCCACAAUUUGGCCGCGAUUGGACUCUUUGAGUUCGGCAAGAGCGUGGAGCAGCCGGAGCACAAGCCCAAAAUCAAUCACAAAUUGUUGCCACCUGUCAAUGUGGGCGUGGCGCAGCGCAAGGUGACGCCCACGGCGGGCGGAGACAAUCAACAGUUUUGCCUGCGCUGGAACAACUAUCAAUCGAAUCUGACAAACGUCUUCGAUGAGCUGCUGCAGAACGAAUCCUUCGUGGACGUGACGCUCGCCUGCGAUGGCCAGUCGAUCAAGGCACACAAAAUGGUACUGUCCGCCUGCUCACCCUACUUUCAGGCGCUGUUCUACGACAAUCCCUGCCAGCACCCGAUCAUCAUAAUGCGCGACGUCAACUGGUGCGAUUUGAAAGCUCUGGUCGAGUUCAUGUACAAGGGCGAGAUCAAUGUGUGCCAGGACCAAAUCAAUCCCUUGCUAAAGGUGGCCGAAACCUUGAAGAUACGCGGCCUGGCCGAGGUGGGCGCCGGGUCGAGCGGAGCGGGCAUUGGCGGCGCCUCGAUGCUGCCCGAGCAGCGCAUGAGCGUCUACGACGACGAUGAGGACGAGGACGAGUUGGCUGCUGCGGCAGCCCUACUGAACGAUGAAGACGACGAUGAACUGCUCAAGCCCAAGCGUGCUCGCCUGCUGGCCAAGCUGCGCGCUGCUGAAACUGCGCUCGAUCUCAAUCAGCGCCAGCGCAAGCGCUCGAGAGAUGGCAGCUAUGCCACGCCCAGUCCGCUGCGAUCGGAGUCACCAAAUUCACAGCUGGCGGCGCACAGCUCGCAGCUGCCGCUGGCCAUGACCACGUCCACAAUAGUGCGCAAUCCCUUUGCCUCGCCCAAUCCACAAACGCUGCCGGCCUCCUCCGCUUCGAGCAGCAACAGCAACAACAGCAACUGCAACAGCAGCAGCAACAGCAGCUCCACAGCCACAGCAUCCGCACAGCCUGCAGCCACAGUCUGCAGCGGCUCCAGCUCGACAGGUGCUCCUUCGAAUGGCUCAUCAGCCGCUGCCUAUCGCUCGCCACCGCCGCCGCCUCCACCGCCGCCCUCGGCGCACAGCAAUGGCAGCUCCGCAGCUGGACUUGGCUCACCAACUGGCAAUAAGAAUGCGGCUGCAGCAGCUGCUGCACAGUCGCAGCUGCCGCCGCACAUGGCCGCCGCUGUGGCUGCCGCAGCGCAUCACGCCUCUGCCAACGUGCCACCUCCGCCACCAGGCUCUGCCGCCUCCAUGCAUCAUCAUGCAGCCGCCGCUGCCGCUCAGCAAUUGGCCGCACAGCAUCAGCUCGCGCAUUCACAUGCUGCCAUGGCCAGCGUGCUGGGCGCUUCGCUGGCCGCCGCUGCUGCGGGCGGCGCUGCUGCGCCGGGCAGCGCAGCCGGCGCUGGCAAUGCCGCCUCCUCGGUGGGCGGACAUCAUGACGACAUGGAAAUCAAACCGGAAAUUGCUGAGAUGAUACGUGAAGAGGAGCGGGCCAAAAUGAUUGAGACGAGCGGACAUGCCUGGAUGGGCGCACCGGCAACAGGCGCAUCUGUGGCGGCAGACAGCUAUCAAUACCAGUUGCAGUCCAUGUGGCAAAAGUGCUGGAACACUAACCAACAGAAUCUGGUGCAACAGCUGCGCUUUCGUGAGCGCGGCCCACUCAAGUCCUGGCGCCCGGAAGCCAUGGCCGAGGCCAUAUUUAGCGUCCUAAAGGAGGGCCUGUCGCUGUCGCAAGCGGCUCGCAAAUACGAUAUACCCUAUCCGACAUUCGUGCUCUAUGCGAAUCGCGUGCACAAUAUGCUGGGACCCUCGCUCGACGGCGGCAGCGAUCCGCGGCCCAAGGCACGCGGCCGACCUCAACGCAUUCUGCUGGGCAUGUGGCCCGACGAGCUCAUACGCAGCGUCAUCAAGGCGGUUGUCUUUCGCGACUAUCGCGAGAUCAAGGAGGACAUUAACGCGCAUCCCUAUGCCAAUGGACAGUCGCAUGGCUCGCACUAUGGCAGCAACUCGGCAGCUGCUGCCAAUGGAUAUCACAGCGCAGCCGUCAAGAUGGCACCGCCCGAUGGCAGCAAUCCGCUGAGCACCAUGACAGAGACGCUGCGACGUCAGAUACUUUCCCAACAGCAGCAGCAACAACAACAUCAGCAGCAACAACAUCAACAAUCGCCGCACAUGCAGUCGAUGAACAUGUACAAGUCGCCAGCCUACUUGCAGCGUUCAGAGAUCGAGGAUCAGGUGUCGGCGGCAGCAGCUGUGGCAGCAGCCAAACAUCAGCAGAACGAGCGACGCGGCUCCGAAAAUCUGCCCGAUCUGAGCGCAUUGGGUCUGAUGGGCUUGCCUGGCUUGAAUGUGAUGCCCACGCAACAGCAGUCGGGCGGGCACCAGCGCAGCGGACCGGGCAAUGGAGGCAGUGCCGGUGGCGCCAUGCAUCCCAAUGCGGCCAGCUAUGCUCGUGAGUUGUCGCGCGAGCGAGAGCGUGAACGAGAGCGAGAGCGCGAGAUGUCGCGAGAUCGCGAGCUGAAGGAGGCAAUGCAUGCCCGACAGUAUGGGAAUCAUUCGCGCGGUUCGAACUCUUCGGCGGGCAGCAAGUCGGCGGCAUCGAGUCGUCCCGGUGCCGCUGCCUCACCCUACUCCGCGCACUAUGCCAAGCACGCCAAGGAGCAUCCCAGCUAUGCGUAUAACAAGCGCUUUCUCGAAAGUCUGCCAGCGGGCAUAGACUUCGAGGCAAUAGCAAAUGGCCUGCUCCAGAAGUCGGUGAACAAAAGUCCGCGCUUCGAGGACUUUUUUCCCGGCCAGGAUAUGAGUGAACUGUUUGCCAGUGCUGAUAGCAGCGCCGGCUCUGGCGCUGGCUCAGCGGCGGCGGCAGCAGCAGCAGCUGCAGCAGCGGCUGCCUAUGCGCCGGCGGGCAUGCGUGAAUCGCCGCUGAUGAAAAUCAAAUUGGAGCAGCAGCAGGCCGCUGAGCUGCCGCAUGAGGAUUGAGUGGAGAAGAUGCGGCCAGGCCGCUGGGUUGGCGCUUUUGAAGAGGCCAACUGUAAUCAAUUUGGACUGCUAUUUUAAAAUGCCCCCAACAAAAAAAAACCACCCCCACCCCCUUAAUGUUUAGGUUAUUUUAACGAGGUUCCAAAGACCGAGUUUUGAGAAUGCUUGCAACAUAGGCUUAAGGCACUAGAAUUAUAAAACGGUACGAGUAUUAACGUUACCCCACCACCAGCCCCAACACACACACGCAAACACACCGACACAUACACAUGCACUUCAGAACUUUCCUGUAAGGAUAAGAUCUCGCCUAUUAUUUAUUUAUGCAUUUCGUAUGCGCCUUAUUUUCU